AUGGCCGGGGGAUUCGAGAAGUCAGUAAAAGGGGCCACGAAGCUCAAGCUUGCGGCCCCUAAAUCCAAAUACAUAGAGAAUAUUCUUGUGGCAACUCAUACUGGCGAAGCAGGAGUCGCAGAGGUAUUCCGAACCCUUCAAAUACGGCUUCGAGACUCGGCAUGGACCAUUGUUUUCAAGGCGCUUAUUGUCCUCCAUCUCAUGAUCCGAGAGGGUCAACUGGAUGCGGCGCUGGGAUACUUGUCCGAUAACCCGAAGAAAAUCGCGCCCAGCAAUUUCUCUGAAGCCCAAUCGCAAGGACAUAAUAUCCGACGGUAUGCCGAAUACCUUAUCACGCGUGCCAAGGCGUUCGAGGCCUGCAAGACGGAUCACGUACGAAGCGGACCAGGACGCCUGAAGAGAAUAGGUGUGGAGAAAGGUUUGCUGAGGGAGACGGAAAUUGUACAGAAGCAAAUUCGUGCGUUGCUGCGAUGUGAUCUAUUGACGGAUGAGCCGGAGAACGAGAUCAGUCUGACCGCGUUCCGCCUCCUCACGCUUGAUCUAUUGACUCUAUAUUCAGUCAUGAAUGAGGGCACGAUCAAUGUUUUAGAACACUACUUUGAGAUGUCGCGGCCGGAUAGUAUACGUGCCCUAGCAAUCUACAAGACGUUCACAAAACAAACAGAAGAGGUGGUCCAGUACUUGGGAGUGGCAAGACAUUUCCAAUCUGCUACCCGCCUGGAAAUCCCGAAGCUCAAGCAUGCCUCCACAGACCUGGCGCGCCUUCUCGAGGAUGAUCUUAACGAUCCUGAUUUCGAUCUUCGCCGACGAGAGUAUUUGGCUAAGAAAGGUGUACGCGCCCCACCAAGCAUGGAAGCCAGUGCGACCGCAGGUGUAUCAAAACCAACUCCAAACCCACCGAUGUCGAACCCGCCGGCAUCAAAUCCACCCAAGCAGGCCGGACAACCAAAGGCACCGCCUGUGGAUCUGAUCGACUUUUUCGAUUCCAUUGAGCAGAAUCAGCAGCCAAUGGCACAGCAGAACUCAAUGCAGUACCAGCAAACAGGGUUCCAACAACAGCCGCAGCCGCAGCAACAAUUCUAUCCCCAGCAGACUGGCUUCCAGCAGCAACCCCAGGCGAUCCAGCAGCAGCCCUUGGCAACUGCAUAUGGCCAGCCGGCCCAAUAUGGAGCGCCUUAUCAAGCACAGGGUCCAAACAAUCCAUUUGGGCAGCCGCAGCUACAGCAGCAACUACAGCAGCAGCAACUGCAGCAACAACAACCUCCGCCGGCACAGCCGCUCCAAGCCAUGCCAACUGGGGCUGGAUUCGGUGGGUACUCCCCCCAGCCCCAGCAGUAUAGCUUCCAGUCGCAAUUGGCUCCUAUUCCGCAGGAUGGCAUGGCCUCCUUCCCUCAGCAACAACCGCAACAACAGCAAUCACUUCAGCCCUUGCAGCCUCAGCACACCAAUCCGUUCCGCCAGUCAAUGAUGCACAACUCUCACACGGGCGCUCAGCCACCCGCUGCUCCUCUAUCGCGACAGAACACGAACCCAUUCGCGAGACGACUAUCCACAGCAAACCCACAAUAUAAUCCCUCAAACGAGCAAUUUCAGCCUGCACAAUCCCCGCAGGUGCAGCUGGCUCAGCCACCACAAGCGCAGCCGAUCCAGCCUCAACGGACGGGAACCAACCCUUUCGCGCGGGCCUCUCCUGCUCCGCAGCAAUCUCUGCAACCCCCAGUGGCUGCCCCCUUGCGGCCUAAUCCAACCGGCAGCACCAACCCUUUCCGACAGAGCCAGUUUAUCAAUCAGCAGACCGGACAAGGUUGGCAAAAUGGGCAGAGUGGUACAAUGGGCGGAUUAGAACAGCUGGACACGGUGCCGGUCUUCCCGCGCCCUGGCAUGACCUAA
Molecule: messenger RNA, 1890 nt
Organism: Penicillium vulpinum
Lineage: Eukaryota; Fungi; Ascomycota; Eurotiomycetes; Eurotiales; Aspergillaceae
Product: ENTH domain protein
Exons: 5
Coding region: 1-1890 (629 amino acids)
Biological process (GO): vesicle budding from membrane; clathrin coat assembly; clathrin-dependent endocytosis
Cellular component (GO): clathrin-coated pit; clathrin-coated vesicle
Molecular function (GO): 1-phosphatidylinositol binding; SNARE binding; clathrin heavy chain binding
Source: RefSeq, a predicted model, not a curated record